Molecule: messenger RNA, 1638 nt
Organism: Drosophila sechellia
Lineage: Eukaryota; Metazoa; Arthropoda; Insecta; Diptera; Drosophilidae
Product: activating signal cointegrator 1 complex subunit 1
Exons: 4
Coding region: 94-1152 (352 amino acids)
Biological process (GO): regulation of DNA-templated transcription; DNA alkylation repair
Cellular component (GO): nucleus
Molecular function (GO): RNA binding
Source: RefSeq, a predicted model, not a curated record
UGCAUAGUAGUCAUUCCCGGCUUGUCGUUCUUUCAUUGAAGUACAUUUGAUUUCGCCGUAAUUAUAAAAGCGUCCUAAAUAUUUUUGAUCACCAUGAGUCGCGAAGUGUUAACGCCUCCUGUCCAAAAGAUGAGCCAGAUGCGGCGCUAUAGAGUCAACGUUGUUCACGACGACUUCGGUGGCGACAAGUGGAAUGGACAAAACAAACAAGCUAAACUAGAAUACAAAACCUACGAAGAGCAGGAUCUUUAUGGUGAUGAUGAUGAUUACGAGGACGAUGCGGCUUUGAAAUGUAUUACGGAGUCAGCAAAUGGCGAUUUUAGUCUUUCCAUUCAUGUGUCCAAAUCAUUUUACGGUGGACUAAUUGGCAUGAAAGGAUCUACGAAGCGCCGCAUAGAGGAAGAGACCCGUACAGAGAUCUUUGUUCCGCGUCCGAACGAUAGGUCAAACGAAGUGACUAUCAAGGCCAAGCAACGCAGUCAAAUAUGCGCUGCACUGCGACAAAUCCAGCAUCUUGUAACCUCUUUACGAAAAAAAAUGAAACCGACACACUUUUUGGCCGUGGCUUUGAACUCUGGAGAAGUCAAGGAGCGUUUUACGGAACUAAAGAAAUGCAUUUUGGAGGCCGAGUUGCCAGGCAUCGAUGCGGAGCUUUUCAUUCCAGAGUGCUGCAUCCAUCUUACCGUAGGCGUCUAUGUGCUGCUAGAUGACAAUGAACGCCAAGAAGCCCUCAAGAAUUUGGAAUCAUGUCGUCGUUUACUGGAUGGCCUAAAAACACCUUUCGAAAUUAAAGUUAAGGGCCUGGAGAUAAUGAACGACGAUCCAAGCUCCACUCGCAUUCUGUAUGCCCGCAUUGAGUCUCCGGAUCUGCAAAAGUUUGCGGAUCAGUGUCUGGCCCACUUUCAGACUACAGGACUGUGUGCUGCAGAUAAUAUUGAACGUGAAUCCGUUAAACUGCACAUGACCGUGAUGAACAACCGCUACCGCAAUGAGGCAAAUAAGUCUGGCAACAGCUUUGACGCCCGCGAGAUCCUCAAGCGCUUUGGAGACUUCGAUUUUGGAGUAGCCCAGUCCCAGGCUGUGCAUCUGUGCGUAUUAAAAUCGCGCGCCGAGGAUGACUUCUAUAAGAUAAGCGGUAGUCUCGAAUUUUGAGAAUAAUUAAAACAGAGAUUUUUUUAAGUUUUUAAUAGGAACAUUUUAAAAAUGUUCAUAAAAUGUUAAUACACAAGAGCCCAGCUAACUGGAUCUUUCAUGUGUAAGGGGUUUCGUGGUGAUCGCUUUUUAGCUUUAAGCCUAUCAAUGACCAUUAAAUGGCCAUAUUAAUAAAAAGAUGUAUGUAAAUAUUUGAAAGAGCGUCCAUAACCUUACGCAAAUAUAAAAAUAUAUACGGAUUUCCGUCAUAAAACGUUUUAAAGCUCCAGUUUAUUAACCAUAUAAAGUUGGGGUUUUUCAUUCAUUAAAUUCAUUCAUUGUUUGUGAACAUACAUUAUUUCCUAUUUGGUAUAAAUUUUUUUUUUUUAACUUUUAUUAAGUUAAAUUACUGCAAGGGUAUAUAAGCUCCCUCAUAAAUGCACCAUAAAAGACCAGUUGAAAUCUAAUGAGAUAGUUUUAUAAACAAAAUAUAAGGUCUAAAAUAGU